UCGCGCGGUGGGGCUCGCUCGCGCGGCAGCGGCGGUAGCCGAGGCCUCUUGGUUCUGCGGCACGUGACGGUCGGGCCGCCUCUGCCGCUGUCUCCACUGCAGCGCCGGGCCAGGUGUGCGGGCGGGUGGAGGCGCUGGCACCGCCCGCGGUCGCCGUAAAACUCGAGGCUGUCCUGGGGGUCCAUGACUGUAGUGAUUUUAAUUUGGCUAAGAUAGGAAUUUAAACAGCCCAUUGUGAAACUCUCAUAGCACCGACUAGCCUAGCUACAGGUGGUUCAUCCACCCAGCAUUUGCGUCCUGGCUCAGAGGGGCUUUGCUGUAGAGUUUAAGAACAUGGAAGGGAAGUGGCUGCUGUGUAUGUUACUGGUCCUUGGAACUGGCGUUGUUCAGGCUCAUGAAGGACACGAUGAUGAUAUGAUUGAUAUUGAGGACGACCUCGAUGAUGUUAUUGAAGAGGUAGAAGACUCCAAAUCGAAACCAGAUACCAGCACUCCUCCAUCUCCCAAGGUUACCUAUAAAGCUCCGGUUCCAACAGGGGAAGUGUAUUUUGCUGAUUCUUUUGACAGAGGAACCCUGUCAGGGUGGAUUUUAUCCAAAGCCAAGAAAGAUGACACUGAUGAUGAAAUUGCCAAAUACGAUGGAAAGUGGGAGGUAGAUGAAAUGAAGGAAACGAAGCUCCCAGGUGAUAAAGGGCUUGUGUUGAUGUCUCGGGCCAAGCAUCAUGCCAUCUCUGCGAAACUGAACAAGCCCUUUUUGUUUGAUACCAAGCCUCUCAUUGUUCAGUAUGAGGUUAAUUUCCAAAAUGGAAUAGAAUGUGGGGGUGCCUACGUGAAACUGCUUUCCAAAACCCCAGAACUCAACCUGGAUCAGUUCCAUGACAAGACCCCUUAUACGAUUAUGUUUGGUCCAGAUAAAUGUGGAGAAGACUAUAAAUUGCAUUUCAUCUUCCGCCACAAAAACCCCAAAACGGGUGUAUAUGAAGAAAAGCAUGCUAAGAGGCCAGAUGCAGAUCUGAAGACCUAUUUUACUGAUAAGAAGACACAUCUUUAUACAUUAAUCUUGAAUCCAGAUAAUAGUUUUGAAAUAUUAGUGGACCAGUCUGUUGUGAAUAGUGGAAAUUUGCUAAAUGACAUGACUCCUCCUGUAAAUCCUUCACGUGAGAUUGAGGACCCAGAAGACCAGAAGCCUGAGGACUGGGAUGAAAGACCAAAAAUACCAGAUCCUGAUGCUGUCAAACCGGACGACUGGGAUGAAGAUGCACCUGCUAAAAUUCCGGAUGAGGACGCUUCAAAGCCUGAAGGCUGGUUAGACGAUGAGCCCGAAUACGUACCUGAUCCAGACGCAGAGAAGCCAGAGGACUGGGAUGAAGACAUGGAUGGAGAAUGGGAGGCUCCUCAGAUUGCCAACCCCAAGUGUGAGUCGGCCCCUGGGUGUGGUGUCUGGCAGCGACCUAUGAUUGACAACCCUAAUUAUAAGGGCAAAUGGAAGCCUCCCAUGAUUGACAAUCCUAACUACCAGGGAAUCUGGAAGCCCCGGAAAAUACCAAAUCCGGAUUUCUUUGAAGAUCUGGAACCUUUCAAAAUGACUCCUUUUAGUGCUAUUGGUUUGGAACUGUGGUCCAUGACCUCAGACAUUUUUUUUGACAACUUCAUUGUUUGUGGGGAUCGAAGAGUAGUUGAUGAUUGGGCCAAUGAUGGAUGGGGUCUGAAGAAAGCUGCUGACGGGGCUGCCGAGCCAGGUGUAGUGGGGCAGAUGAUUGAGGCCGCAGAGGAGCGCCCAUGGCUCUGGGUGGUCUACAUUUUGACUGUAGCUCUGCCCGUGUUUCUCGUUAUCCUCUUCUGCUGCUCUGGAAAGAAACAGUCCAGUCCCGUGGAGUAUAAGAAGACCGAUGCUCCUCAACCAGAUGUGAAGGAGGAAGAAGAAGAAAAGGAAGAGGAAAAGGACAAGGGAGAUGAGGAGGAGGAUGGCGAAGAAAAGCUUGAAGAGAAGCAGAAAAGUGAUGCUGAAGAAGACGGGGGCACUGCCAGUCAGGAGGAGGACGACAGGAAACCUAAAGUAGAGGAGGAUGAAAUUUUGAACAGAUCACCAAGAAACAGAAAGCCACGAAGAGAGUGAAACAAUCUUAAGAACUUGAUCUGUGAUUUCCUCUCCCUCCCCUUUCCCUGCAAGUGUGGUCCUAGGAGAGGGCCUGGCACACCUUAGGUUGAAACUCAGAAAACCUCCAGACGUCACCAUCGACAGGCUCUAGUCGAACACUAGCCCGUGUAAUUGUAAACAUCUAAGCAGUCAGUAAUUGCAGUUGUGACAUAAAGGACCCUGUGUCUGUAGAAAGAAAGCAUAUAACAUUAAUGGUUGUGAAAUGUAACAUGAAGCAACUAACUUGUAUUUUGUUUUCGUUUUUGUUUUAAACAUCUUUGUUUUUUAAAAUAGAGUGAUAGAACUUUGCCAGUCUUUAAAAUCUUGGCUUAAUUUAAUAUAUUAAUCUGUCCGUGCAGAAAUAACACCAACCUUUAGAAAUGCUAGGGGGAUGAAUUGCAGUUUUUAGAACCAAAUUUGUUUUUUAAGUUUGGUGUUACAAAACAUUCAAGUGUUCUCUGUCCCUUAAAAUUGAUAAUCAUGUUGAAAGUGCAGUCGUUUGUGGUUAUAAUCUUGUUUUGCUUGCUUCCAUCGCCCAGUUCCUCCUAAGGAAACUGAGGAAAUGGACUGGAUGGAAGCCCAAAUUUAUGUAAAGGUUCCGUUUCAGUUGUAUUAAAAAUAGACAUACAGAAAGAAGAAAUUUUUCCUCUUGAUGUUGGUUAGACCAUACAGUGCGUGUGUUCUGUUGCCCUUGGAACAGCUCCGUUCCCAGACAGCUUUGCAGUCAGUGGAGGAAGUGGCAUAAGGUGGCACACGGGCAGUCAUGCUUCCCAAACUGGGGGAGUCUGGGCUCCAGCCGUCCGGAGCAGGGGGCUGUUUAAGGAAUGCUCCCAGGGCAUGGGGGCUCCCAAGUAGACGCAGAUGUUUUCAUCACUUCCACUGUGUUGACACUGUUUCCUUCCCUGUUGCCUCAGAUCCCCAGCUUUCUCCUCUGCUAUGCAUUUUCUUCACAGCGCAGCUUGCAGUCCGUCGCUGAAAAUGAUUAUACGCUCCGAAUAGUGUUAAGCUUUAUUGUGAUUGUUUCUUCUUCCUUUUUUAAGCAGACCCACACCUUUCCAGGGUCAAAGUACAGGAUAGAAUACUGUCUUUCAUCUUUAUCCAUUUCUUUUUACUCUGUGUAAAGACUUGAGAAGUCUAAGCCAGAGGUGAGCCAAUUCAGAAUUGACUGUAAUUGAACACAGGCUAAAAGUAUUUAUGGGAGGAGUGACCUACAGCAUGAAUUAUCUGAUUUUUUUUUUUUUUUUAGCUGCUAACUUUUUAAGUCUUCAUUUGCAGUUCUUAUAACAUUUGUGUCUUAAAUUACAUGAUAAAGCAGUCCUGUUGAAAAAAAAUUUUUUUGUUUGGGUAUGUGGCUUGUAGAAUUCUUUAAAAAGUGAUCUUAGAUUUGUUUUUUUUUCAUGUGGAAUGCAGAUGGGUGCUAUCAGAGCCUCUCCCCCAUCACUCUAGUGUAAUAUCAUUAUUACACCACACUGAAAUGUGUUCAGAAUUGUUUUAGCUUUAUUCUUUCUUCAGAGGUGUUUCAAAUGUACCGAUGACACUGUUUCUUGCACUGAAUAUAUAAACACUCCAAAGUGUUUAUAUUGGGGAGAUUUGGGGAGGAAGUAUAUUCGUAAAAGAUGAAGGCUGUAUCUGUUUAUUUUGUUUAUCUUCAAUUUUUUACUGGUUCACUGAAAUUCUUAGGAGGGUGGGAUGAAUUUUUCUUGCUGUUCCGUGCUUUAUCCUUUUCAUCUGUUGUUAUGUGGUCACAGUGACCUUAGCUAUGUAGCAGACUUUCCCAAAUGUAUUGAGUGCAAAUAAACAGUUACUUAGCAAGACCUGAAAAUAUGUCUGCAGGUUUCUCCUUGAAGCAAAUGUGUGGGAUUAUUGCAUUUCCAGAAACCUGCCUUCCUCACUGGUGACCUUACGUCUCCUGUCUCACCUAACAGUUUCUUCCAGCUGAUCUGUGGAAUGACAAGUACAAACUAGAAGGUUCAUUUGCCUUUCUGGGAUUAUUUAGUAGCAAAGUUUGUUUAAAAAAAAAAAAAAAAGGAAGAAAAAAAAUCUUUUCUUGGUUUUCUCUUUGUUGAAGGUGCGCCCUUCCGAUUAAAUGUCUGACACAUUAAUGAAUGACCAGCAGUAUUUAGCUCUUAAAAUGCACUUAAAUUAAUAGUUUUCCAUGCUGGCUGUCUUGUCACAGUGUUGUAAAAUCCCACUCCAUCAGAUGUGUUCAAUUUCUCUUAUCCACAAAAUACUCUCCAUUUUUCUCAAAUUGUCACGUCACUAAAUGGUAUUACAUUAAAGCCCUGUGUUAAGUGUC
Lutra lutra (Eurasian river otter) is the source of this 4432-nucleotide messenger RNA. It is a transcript of the gene CANX, whose product is annotated as calnexin. Gene Ontology annotation, cellular component: endoplasmic reticulum membrane; endoplasmic reticulum. The record is from RefSeq and is a predicted model, not a curated record. NCBI's taxonomy places the organism in Eukaryota, Metazoa, Chordata, Mammalia, Carnivora, Mustelidae. Gene Ontology annotation, biological process: protein folding. Gene Ontology annotation, molecular function: calcium ion binding. Bases 334 to 2115 code for a protein of 593 amino acids. The transcript has 16 exons.